Striga hermonthica is the source of this 477-nucleotide messenger RNA. Lineage: Eukaryota; Viridiplantae; Streptophyta; Magnoliopsida; Lamiales; Orobanchaceae. The record is from the annotation of a GenBank genome assembly.
AUGGCGUCCGCCGGCAACAAGAACAUCAACUCCAAGCUGGUGCUCCUUGGAGAUGUUGGAGCUGGAAAGUCUAGUUUGGUGUUGCGAUUUGUGAAGGGUCAAUUCGUUGAGUUUCAGGAAUCAACUAUAGGAGCUGCAUUUUUUUCCCAAACAGUUGCUGUGAAUGAUGCAACUGUCAAAUUUGAGAUAUGGGAUACAGCAGGUCAGGAGAGGUACCACAGCUUAGCUCCAAUGUACUACCGUGGAGCUGCUGCCGCUAUUAUUGUCUAUGAUAUCACAAACCAAGCCUCAUUUGAACGAGCCAAGAAAUGGGUUCAAGAGCUUCAAGCACAAGGUAAUCCAAAUAUGGUUAUGGCACUUGCUGGGAAUAAAUCAGAUUUGUUGGAUGGAAGAAAAGUGGCAGCAGAGGCAAGCAGUUUAUCCUUUUCCCAUCCUAUGUGGAUCACUCACACCCUUGCACAACUGCUGUACUUUUGA